Aspergillus novofumigatus IBT 16806 is the source of this 1212-nucleotide messenger RNA. RefSeq lists its product as uncharacterized. The coding region runs from base 1 to 1212 and encodes 403 amino acids. The record is from RefSeq and is a predicted model, not a curated record. The transcript has 9 exons. NCBI's taxonomy places the organism in Eukaryota, Fungi, Ascomycota, Eurotiomycetes, Eurotiales, Aspergillaceae.
AUGCAGGAACCCAGCCCUGGCUUAAAUCCCAAUGUUCUUGACUUGCCAAAUCUUUGCAAGCUUGUUGAAGACCUUGGAGCCGAUUUGAGAAACCUAUGGAAAUUAGAGAGGAUCUGUGUGGUCAACAUGUUUUUGAGGCUUAAUGCCCUUUAUUUUGUGAAUGGUCUUGUCAUGGAAGGGCCUGUAUUGCUAGGAAAAGCAUUUCCCAAGAUUAUCUCUGCUGCGCUAUCUAUCCCUUUAAUUCCUUCCCAGUCUGUACCUCCCCUACUGAUGAGUAAUCUAUUACUGUUAAACACCAUUCACUACCCUCCAAAUGCCGGAUCCGAUGCUGGCCCUGUGUCUUACCUAACACCCUCUACUCAUGGUGUCAACCCUCCCGCAGCAGGCGGGCCACUCAUCUCUCUGAGUGCUUGCUGCAGUCCACAAUCAGUCAGAACCCCUGUCUCAACUUCUACAACGACGCCCAUGGGUUUUGCAGAUACGCCUGGUUCUAGUAGUUUGCCGCUCAACCAAGCCGUUAAAGCACUGGAAUCGACACGUAACAGGCCAACGCAACAGCAGAGGUGUGAGCAGGCGAUUAUCACAUUGUUGCAAUCAUGUACAUUUACAAAGGAGAAUGUGUGUCUUAGUGAUGAGGAAAUCAAGAAAAUUAUUAAAGCAGGAGCUCGCCUUCUCACACAGGAUCCUUUUAGAAUAGUGCGGCCCCUCUUCAACAGUGGAGCUGAUAUAUUAUCUAGCUUAAAAAGACUUAGACUUCCUGAAGAAUGGGAAGGUAUAAAUGGAGUGGUGAUUUACCUUAGAGUGCUUGAGAAAGAUAAGGACAAGAAAAUCUCUUUUUCUCUUAAUCCCUUGGCAAGGCGUGUCGCGCAAUUAUUAUUCUAUCUUAAUUAUGUGUCUCUGCAUAAGAAAGGCAAGCCUGAUAUGGUCACCUGCAUUCUUAAUGCCUACCACGAUGAUCCUAACAAAUCCAAGGGGAAAAUUAACGCGCUGAUUACCUUCACCUUGCGCACUCGCCCAGGCACUAUUCACCUCUAUUACUCACUAGCGCCAGUGGCAAUGUCACUCUUAAGCAGAAAGCUUCUAGCUAAUCUUUGCCUCCUAAGACAUAAUGUACUAGAGGAAGCCCAUACCCAGGAUGAGAAUCAGGUCAAAAAUACUAAACUGUACGCGGAGAAAACUGUGACUGAUUUUAUUAACUUACUUACACAUUAG